GCAUUUAAAUUAGAUCUAGAUCUAAACGUUCUUAAUUUUCUAUGGUCCUGGUGAACUACUCAAGGAUUUGAAUACAUGUAAAUUAUAGUUGGUAGUCUUGAUGCGUUUACUUGGUCUGCUAAAAAUGGCUAAAACACCAUGUAGGUCCAGAUCUUUAAAUUUUAUAGAUAUUGGAGCUAAUUUGAGUGAUGCUGUCUACAAGGGUGUAUAUAAUGGUAAACAGUGCCAUGAAGAUGACCUUGAACAGGUGUUGAAUCGAGCUUAUCAACAUAAUGUACAAAAGGUUAUUAUUACUGGUGGUUCUUUGAAGGAUUCUCAAGCAGCAUUGAAUAUAGCAAAACUAAAAGAUAAUUUAUACUGCACAGUUGGUUGUCAUCCAACCCGUUCACUUGAAUUUGAAAAGGAUGGUCAAGAUCCAGAAAAUUAUCUCCAAGAACUUAUUACAUUGGCCAAUGAAAAUAAAAAGAAAGUUGUUGCAGUUGGAGAGAUGGGGCUUGAUUUUGAUCGACUACAUUUUGCACCAAAGGAAGCUCAAAUAAAGUAUUUUACAAAACAGAUGGAUCUAAUUUCAGCAACCAACCUCCCAGUUUUUUUUCACUGUCGAGCUGCUCAUCCUGAAUUCAUUUCUGUUGUAUCAAAAUACAGAGAUAACAUUCGUGGAGGAGUUGUUCACUCUUUUACUGGUACUAAAGAAGAAGCAGCAGCUAUUUUGGAUCUUGGUCUUUAUAUUGGCAUUAAUGGAUGUUCUUUGAAAACCCAAGAAAACAUAGAUGUCAUGUGUACAAUACCUAGCAACAGGCUCAUGAUAGAAACAGAUUGUCCAUAUUGUGAAAUAAGACCAACACAUGCAGGGUUCAAGUAUAUAAAAACUCAGUUUGUCUCCAAAAAAAAAGAGAAAUAUGACCCAGAGUUUUGUGUCAAAUCUAGAAACGAACCAUGCACAAUUAUUCAAGUUCUUGAAGUGAUGUCAGGUGCAAGGCAAGAAAAUGAAGAUGAUCUGGCAGAUAUUAUUUACAAAAAUACAUUAGAACUGUUUUUUAAAGGCUCUGAGAGUUGUUGACCUAUUUUGUAAUGCUUAAUAAAUUAAUAAAUGCCUUUAAGUCCAACAAUAAAAAAAAUACAUUUAUGUUUAUGUAGUA
This is a messenger RNA of Biomphalaria glabrata, 1139 nucleotides long. RefSeq names its product deoxyribonuclease TATDN1-like. Gene Ontology annotation, molecular function: 3'-5'-DNA exonuclease activity. The coding region runs from base 101 to 1060 and encodes 319 amino acids. The record is from RefSeq and is a predicted model, not a curated record. The transcript is spliced from 12 exons. Gene Ontology annotation, cellular component: cytosol. NCBI's taxonomy places the organism in Eukaryota, Metazoa, Mollusca, Gastropoda, Planorbidae.